CACAACCUUAACAGCUGUGAUCGAUAUUUGAUCAUUUAGAUGUAGUACAUACUGUCAUCAAAGGGUGUAUCUCGCAUCAAUCUAGCCAAGAUGGACGCCGGUCUUGCCGUCUUCCGGAGACAAUAUUUGCAGUGCCUCGAGCCUGACUUUUUGGCAUGGCCAGACCCACUCCUACUGAAAGAAGAGGAUGUGCAGCGUUGGCUAUAUGAGCAGCUGUUCGACACUGACCAAAUCUCGAGACUACCCCCCGAGCGAUACCAGUUCCGAGUGCUUAAGCCCUUGGUCACGAAGAUCGAACGCUCGAUUCGCGAUCCGGAAGAAGAUGACAUCUCGGAUGACCUCAUGACACGAUUGUCUACAUUGAUAGCUUCAAACCUUCCAACCGAGAGCGCUGCUGUACAGCAGAAAACGUAUGUUACCUUCACUUGCCUCAGAGAAAGCGAGUCAAGUCAAUCUGAGUCUAACGAUGAGCCGACAAUCACUCUAUUGGAGCGACGUUACUUGAUAUCUGGGUCGAAUACCACAGGCUUUAGGACUUGGGAAGCUGCACUACACCUCGGAUCUUAUCUUCUGACAGAGGAGGGACGAUCCUUGGUCAAAGAUAAAAACAUCCUUGAACUGGGAGCGGGAACGGGCUUCCUCUCCCUGCUUUGUGCCAAACACCUCGGAGCAAGACAUAUCACAUCAACUGAUGGUGACGAGGGUGUGGUAGAGGCGCUCAAGGAGAAUGCGUUCCUAAAUGAACUGCAUGACGAGAGCUAUUUCCAGUCUAGUGUAUUUCGGUGGGGCAGAGGCAUUGUUGGCAGUUGGGUCGAGGAGGAUUUUGCUUCCUGGCCAUAUGACUUGGUGAUAGGGGCUGAUAUUACAUAUGAGAAGCAAGCCAUCUCUGCGCUGGUAGCAACGCUGCGCAUGCUGUUCCAGAUGAAACCAGACAUCCAAGUCCUCAUUGCCGGAGCAGUACGAAAUUGGGACACCUUCAACACCUUCACAUCUGCUUGUCAGUCGAACAACUUCAGGAUCACCGAUCUGCAGUUUCCCGCCAAAAUGAUGCGUGAACAGUCAUCGCUGUUCUACGCGACUGCUUGUCCGCUUAAGAUACUGCGAAUAGAGCACCAAUAGCAGACAUCAUGUUCCUAGAUUAACGAUUACGCUGAUGAACGGGACAAUGCGAAAGACGAGGCUCCACUGAGGAGCUAUAUGUAGCGAGCUGGAUUCUCCUC
Molecule: messenger RNA, 1220 nt
Organism: Dissoconium aciculare CBS 342.82
Lineage: Eukaryota; Fungi; Ascomycota; Dothideomycetes; Mycosphaerellales; Dissoconiaceae
Exons: 4
Coding region: 91-1119 (342 amino acids)
Source: RefSeq, a predicted model, not a curated record